Messenger RNA from Phytophthora nicotianae INRA-310, 1615 nucleotides. RefSeq lists its product as hypothetical. Bases 116 to 1615 code for a protein of 499 amino acids. The record is from RefSeq and is a predicted model, not a curated record. The transcript has 4 exons. NCBI's taxonomy places the organism in Eukaryota, Oomycota, Peronosporomycetes, Peronosporales, Peronosporaceae.
UUGGUGGUACCACAUCACCAACGGACGUGGGAAGUUUUCCGUCGGUUCCAGCUCAGUCGCGAAACUACCCAGCAGAGAAGAGCAGCCAGCACGCAGUGGUAGUGGGAAAAUCUCCAUGGAGCGCUCUUUGUCGUGUUCCGGUGCGCGGCUUUGCUCGUCGCUCGUCGUGGAUAACCAGGAUGCGUCGACCUUCUUCGCUUCGAAGAGCGCGUCGUCAUCACCUGAAGAUCGCGGUCGGGACAUCCUACUGGAACUAUUGAAGCAGAUCAUGGAGUUUCUCGAGCGCAAGGAGAUGAUGAGCACUCGCGUUGUAGCGUCCAAGGAGUGGAGGAAGAGUAGAAGUCGACGACGCUCUGAGAACAGCAAUAACCUGUUCGAAGUGGUGAUUCAGGUCUGCGAGCAGCGCAUGAGACGUCUCAAACGAUCGAUUUCGGGGGAUUUUGGAGGACGAGAAGAAGAAGAGUGGAGUGCUCAAUCUCCACGAAUGUUGGUAGCUGAAGCUAUCGUUCAGGAACUAUUGGUGAGUUUAAUGGAGCUGCGAAUGAAGGAGAAGGAGACAAUGGUGAUGGAUGAAGUGGAGAGUGUGGAGAUCAUGCGUCAACUGCACGUGCAUCUACAGAAGGACGAGGAGUUGGUACGCAGUAAAGUUUGUAUCGGAGCUGGAGAUGAACAGCAGUUGGAAGAACUUCAGUUAAUGCUAAGGACGGAUUUCUUAGAAGAAGUGGCGGGUGCUGAGAGUCCACAGAAGAAGCAACAGGCAGACUCAGCAGCGAAUAAUGAGGCUUCAUUACAGUUCGCAUGGGAAACAAUUGAUGAUCAGAAGAAGGAGAUCAUCCGACUACGAGCGGAAAAUGAAAGACUCAAGCACUUGGACAGCCGCUCCGAUGCCAAUUCAGCGUCAUUUUUCGAGGACGAACCUGCCAAAGUGAUCAAUUUACUCCGUUCAAAGCUGUCCUCUCACCACGAAAAGAAUUUGGACAUCCUCCACGAUCACAUUCAGAGACUGGAGAGGGCGUUACAGAGCGCAACUGUAUCAUCACGAAAGGCUCGACGAGGCUGGGAUGGCUCCAAGUCGACGUUUGAGUCCACUCAAAGCAGUGACAAAAACGAUUACUCGUCGUCUUUGCUGUCUCGCAGUGCUGUAGGCACAGAUUUUUCACGGAUGCAGAUACCCAGGAAGAAAUGCGAAGAAUGCCGUAAGAACUCAGCAUCGCUGCUUGCUCUUCGAUCCGAAGUGAAGCAGCUACGUGCGCACGCGGAAAGUGACGAAGAAUCGCUGCUUCAAGCUGAAAAAGACCGGGGUCAUCUACAGCGAGAGAACUCUGCACUCUCGUCUGCGUUACUAUCAGCGAAGCAGAAGCAGGAAGAACUGCGUCAAAUGAUUCUAGAUCUGACUCAGGAAAAGCACCGGCUCCAGAAUUUAGGCGACUCAGAGCAACGCACUGCUGAACGCAGUAUUCGCGUGUUGAAAGAACAACUUGGCGCUUUAGAAGAGCAGAAAGCUCAUCUGAAACGAAAAUUUGACGAGCUAGUCACAUUGAACUGGAAGAACAAGUGGCGAGUUUGCAUGAGACUGCUAGAAGAUGCGAGACAAUGGUUGAAGAUCGAGAUGUAG